This is a messenger RNA of Pyricularia grisea, 1241 nucleotides long. RefSeq lists its product as uncharacterized. The record is from RefSeq and is a predicted model, not a curated record. Lineage: Eukaryota; Fungi; Ascomycota; Sordariomycetes; Magnaporthales; Pyriculariaceae. Bases 281 to 793 code for a protein of 170 amino acids. The transcript is spliced from 4 exons.
CGACCAGACAUACCACAACUUUCACAUUUGCCCAAGUCAACUUACAGCCUAACCCUUACUUGUACUCACCUAUCUGCCUUGAGUGACUGUCUUGACUGUUCCCGAGUUCCAUUAUUUGAUCUCCAUCGUUUGGCAAUUUGCAAUCCUAGAGCUUCCAAAUUCCAAUAUUUGCUACCCUGUCAAAUAGAACACUUUUACCCAAGCUUCCCUCGCACUUUACUUUCUACCAGAUAAACCCUGCGCCAAUCGCCCAUCAGCAACCCCCCCUCACCACACCAAAAUGUCUUCCCCUCAGGACCGCGCGCAGUACUACAUUGGACAGCUUGACCGUGAGCUGUCCAAGUACCCCGCCCUGAACAACCUCGAACGGACGACCGGGGUCCCCAAGGCCUAUGCCGUCGUCGGCGUUGUUGUUCUUUACUUCUUCCUAAUCGUCUUCAACCUCGGCGGCCAGCUCUUGACCAACAUUGCUGGUUUCGGUAUUCCUGCCUACUACUCGCUCGAUGCGCUCUUCAGCGCCAACAAGGAGGAUGACACUCAGUGGUUGACAUACUGGGUCGUCUUUGCUAUGUUCACCGUUGUUGAGAGCCUCGUUAGCGUUGUCUACUGGUUCCCCUUCUACUACAUGUUCAAGUUCGUCUUCCUGCUGUGGCUCUCGCUCCCGGCAUUUAAGGGCGCCGACAUCAUUUUCCGCUCCUUCCUCGCGCCCACUCUCUCCCGCUACUUUGUGCACUCGCGCCCCGCCUCCAGCAACCUUCGCGCCAAGGCCGACUCUGCCGGCAAAGCCGAGUAAGCUGCUGGAGUUGAGGAGGCUGUUUCCACCUGGAAUCGGAUGCACGGAAGCCUCUGUGCAGCACGCUGGGGUCCUGCUAAGCUCCAGGGGUUGUUGAUCAGAUGGGUUUCCCACGAAUGCAUGCCAUGGUAGUUCACGGUCUCUACGACAUCGGAUGCUCGUCAUUAGCACUGCGCUGUAGCGCAGCGGAUCUUCAAGUAUUCAAAUCGAGAGGUGCUUGACAAGGGCAUUUAUUUUUCGGGAUUGAGAAUAGGUAUGGAUGAUGACGAGAUGGUACAACAGGAGUAACGGGUUAGGUAACUUGUUUGCGGGUGAGGUUUGCACUUGAUGUGACUGGCUUACCCAAGCAGCUGCCACGUUAUUCAUUGCUUUAUCUGGAGUUUUCGAGUUGGUUUUCAAUAGUGUUUAUAAAGACAUAUGAAGCCUACACGUUGAUAAUGAUACUUAU